This is a messenger RNA of Podospora pseudopauciseta, 648 nucleotides long. RefSeq lists its product as uncharacterized. The coding region runs from base 1 to 648 and encodes 215 amino acids. The transcript has a single exon. NCBI's taxonomy places the organism in Eukaryota, Fungi, Ascomycota, Sordariomycetes, Sordariales, Podosporaceae. The record is from RefSeq and is a predicted model, not a curated record.
AUGGCAACAUUCCCAGACACCACCCCCCGGCCAACGGGCCACCAUACCGAGACCCCCCCCUCCAUCCUCCCCCGCCAAUUCUUUUCCGUCAUCUUGAUCAUCCUCCUCUACACCACCGCCUCCCCCUUCACCCCCAUCUCCUGGGCUUUGGGCAGCGACACCCUCCACCUUUCGGGCACGUAUUUCCUCGACAGGAUCUUCUCCGGCCUGGUUCUCUUCUCCGCCUUCUACUUCCAAUGGCGCAUCGCCUCCCUCCGCGCCAGCGUGCCAGUCACCCUGCCUCUAGGCGGGUCAACCACCGCCGUCCGCAAUGGUCGCCUCGAGACCGUCCACAGCAGUAGCGCAGACUUGUUCCUGUACAAGACAAGCGACUACUGGCAUUUCGCCCUCGCCGAAGCGGGGGUUUUGCUUUUGGGAGAGUUCGCCGGCAGUGAGAACUUGAGGAGGGUGGUGGUUUGUGUUGUGGUGGCGGGGGUUUGGUUGGUUGGCUGGGCUGCUACGCCUAGGAGCGUGAAGGACUGGAUGUGGGAGCAGGCAAGGGCUUAUUUGUUUGUGUUGGUGUUGGAUGAGUUGAGGGUGGCGGGGAGGGGGUUGUUUGGGGGUUACUAUCAUGGGCCUGGUGGGGGGAGGAGGAGGGGUAGGUUUUGA